Cinclus cinclus is the source of this 1099-nucleotide messenger RNA. RefSeq names its product cleavage and polyadenylation specific factor 4 (gene CPSF4). Lineage: Eukaryota; Metazoa; Chordata; Aves; Passeriformes; Cinclidae. The coding region runs from base 157 to 963 and encodes 268 amino acids. Gene Ontology annotation, molecular function: RNA binding; zinc ion binding. The transcript is spliced from 8 exons. The record is from RefSeq and is a predicted model, not a curated record.
CGGGGCUGCCGCCGCCGCCUCCCCUCACUGCAGGCGCUGCCGGCGCGGAGCGGAGCGGGCCGGGCCGGGCCCGCCCGGGCCCGCCCGGCCGCCGCCACCAACACCGCCACCAUUCCGCCCCUACCUUCCCGUUGCCGGCGGCCCCCAGCUGCCACCAUGCAAGAGCUCAUCGCCAGCGUGGACCACAUCACGUUCGACCUGGAGCUGGCCGUGGAGCAGCAGCUGGGGGCACAGCCGCUCCCCUUCCCUGGCAUGGACAAAUCGGGCGCAGCUGUCUGUGAGUUUUUUUUAAAGGCGGCAUGUGGAAAAGGAGGCAUGUGCCCAUUCAGACACAUCAGUGGGGAAAAGACAGUUGUUUGUAAACACUGGCUACGAGGACUGUGCAAAAAGGGAGACCAGUGCGAGUUCCUGCACGAGUAUGAUAUGACCAAGAUGCCUGAGUGUUACUUCUACUCCAAAUUUGGGGAAUGCAGUAACAAGGAAUGUCCGUUCUUGCACAUUGACCCGGAGUCGAAGAUCAAAGACUGUCCCUGGUAUGACAGAGGCUUCUGUAAACACGGUCCCCUCUGCAGACAUCGGCACACUCGGAGAGUCAUUUGUGUGAAUUACCUGGUAGGAUUCUGUCCAGAGGGGCCUGCCUGUAAAUUCAUGCAUCCUCGGUUUGAACUGCCAAUGGGAACCACAGAGCAACCACCACUGCCUCAGCCAACACAAACACAGCAAAAGGUACCCAGAUCCCCUGCCCAACAAAGAUCUUUAUCCUGGAUGUACUUAACCAGUCAGAACUCUUCUACCCAACAGAGGACACCCCAAGUCAUUGGAGUCAUGCAAUCUCAAAAUAACAACAGUGGGAACAGAGGACCCCGGCCGUUGGAGCAGGUCACCUGCUACAAGUGUGGUGAAAAAGGUCAUUAUGCCAACAGAUGCACCAAAGGACACCUGGCCUUUCUCAGUGGACAGUGAAGUAGCAGCAGGAGGGUGCAAGGGUGCUGUUACCACUGAAAAAAGGUUUCUGCCUAGCACAAUGUCUGGAGCUAUUAAUCAGGUUGUUUUUUUAAUGCCAUUACUGAAAGAACUGGUCAGAGGCUGGCUGCUGCUA